Messenger RNA from Octopus sinensis (East Asian common octopus), 1640 nucleotides. RefSeq names its product very-long-chain (3R)-3-hydroxyacyl-CoA dehydratase 2. Bases 211 to 894 code for a protein of 227 amino acids. Gene Ontology annotation, molecular function: 3-hydroxyacyl-CoA dehydratase activity. NCBI's taxonomy places the organism in Eukaryota, Metazoa, Mollusca, Cephalopoda, Octopoda, Octopodidae. Gene Ontology annotation, cellular component: endoplasmic reticulum membrane. Gene Ontology annotation, biological process: very long-chain fatty acid biosynthetic process; sphingolipid biosynthetic process; fatty acid elongation. The transcript is spliced from 7 exons. The record is from RefSeq and is a predicted model, not a curated record.
GCACACACAUUCAUGCAACCCUUUCUCGCCGUUUAAGGAUUCAAUCCCGAUUAGUGUUGAUAGGGAUUUCGACACGCCCCUCACUGACUGAACACGAUUAAACUUUGAACUUCAACGAGCGGAACAAACCAACAGCGUUAACUACAUUUAGCCUAACACCGCCACUUGUGUUAGAAACUUGUGUUCGUCUUUUCCUCAUCUCUUUUCAAAAUGACAGAAGAAAUUUAUAAAACCUAUCUUAUUGCAUAUAACUGCAAUAUGAUCAUGGGGUGGUCAUCAAUACUUUUUAUGAUGAUUGGACAUAUAGCUGGAAUUUCAUCCACUAAGGGACUGUACACAUCUUUGGGCCCAAUGGUAAAGAUCUUUCAAACAGGAGCUGUCCUUGAGGUUUUGCAUGUGGCAAUUGGAAUUGUAAAAUCCAACUUAAGGAUGACGUUUUUCCAGGUCUUCUCUCGUCUCUUUGUUGUGUGGGGCAUAAUGCAACAUGUCCCAGAGGCCCAAGAAAAUGUUGGUGUCGUGAUGUUCCUGGUUGCCUGGGUUAUUACCGAGAUCAUCCGUUACACCUAUUACUUCUGUAUGCUGUUAAGUAUGGUGCCCUACUAUUUGAUGUGGGCCAGAUAUUCCUUAUUCGUUGGACUCUAUCCUUUAGGAGUCACUGGUGAACUGUUGUGCAUGUUCCGGAGCCUUCCCUACAUUAGUGCCAGAAACACUCUGUCGCUCUCCUUGCCGAACCGUCUGAAUGUCUCCUUCAGUUUUUACUAUUUUCUCAUUGCCGUCAUGUUGAGUUACAUUCCAAUUUUCCCUCAACUCUUCGGCCGCAUGUUGUCUCAGAGAAAGAGAGUUCUUGCCAUGAUGGCCAGGAAACGUGCAGAGAUGGCCAGCAAGAAGGAAUAAAAAAAAAAACAACAUAAUUCUACAGCAGCAUUGAUAAAAUGGCAUUUGAUGCAAUAUUUUGUCGAAAUCUAAACUGAUCUGAGAACUGUGUUCUCGUCAGACUGGAGGUUGAUGUCAUGUGACAAAAGCACAAGCGUCACCUUUUCCAUUAUCAUAACAUAAUAAGCACCCAAACAAAUGCGCACAGCUCAUCUUUCACAUAACAUCUACACUCACAAACACAUACACACACAAGCAACUCAGUCACACACACACACACUCUUCAAUCGUCAUCAAACACUAAUGCGUGUGUUCAGCAAAACACAGCCUAUACACACACACACUCAGAUUCUAUACUGCAUUCACCUUACACAUUCACAAAUUCAAACCCACACAUACGCAUCAACUAGUGUCUUCCUCCUAUGCUUUCAACACAACAGUUUGCUGUGUUGGACAACCAACAGAAAAAUCUCUCUGGUGACCUUGUAUGUGUGGAUUCACUGUGUGUGAAUAAGUAUAAUCACCCAUUGAUGGAUAGAUCGUUUGAUUAGUCAAGUAAUUGUUUUGACACACUUCAACGAGGUAAUUAUUAAAUAACAAAAACAAGAGAGUGCAGUGUGUGGUGUUAUACUUGGAUGUUAAUCUGGUGAUGUAGGUUCAAACUUGACCUAGUUUUCCUGAAUUAUUGUUUAAUUUUCUCGUUAAUUUAUUUAAUAAUUAAAGUGUUUGGUCUAUUUCUCAAUCAAUAAACAAUUAAUUUAUAAUAA